Messenger RNA from Paramecium sonneborni, 2775 nucleotides. The record is from the annotation of a GenBank genome assembly. Lineage: Eukaryota; Ciliophora; Oligohymenophorea; Peniculida; Parameciidae.
AUGAUUGCUGAAGUUUAGAGUAAUGAAGAUCCCUUGGUAAUGUGUAGAAUCUGUGAAAAAAAAGUAUGAGAUUGAUAUCACAUAAAUAGACAGAUGCUUCAUUGAUAGAGAAUCAUUUAGUUAAUUGUUAGCAAAUCUUUGAGGCAAGAAAGUAAUUGCACUAAUUGGAUGUCUAAAUACAAAAGUUAGCUGAGUUGGCAUAAAAUAGCUUUCGUUCACUAAAUACAAAAUAUCAAAUUCAUAAGUCCAAAUAAGCUCGGUUUACAAAUCAUGAGAAUCAAGGGAUGAGAAGUAGUGCUCCUUUGAAAUUGAAUCAACCAGAAGAUUGUGCAUCCGAUGAAACAGGUUCAAGAACAAAUAAAGUAAGUGUUAUCAUUCAUUAUUAUAGUGCACAGUCAAAUCAAGGUUUGCAAAUUUAGGAACAAGUUUAGCUAAUAAAGAGUCUUCUGAAGAAUAACCUGAACAAAAAGCUGAGAUUUAGAUUGUUUAAGAAAAUAUAACAGGAGAAGAUCUUGAUCGAAUUAUGAAACAAUAGAUUAAAUUAUCGAAGAAAAUAGAACAAUAGAAACAAGGAAUUAAGUUUGCUUAUUCUCCUUCUCCAGAGAUUAAAUAAAUAAGUUCCCCUUUAUCAAAUGGAAUGGGCAGUCCUUUCUCACUUGAGUAAACUUAUCUCAAUAUAGAUUAGUGAUAAUAAUGAAAUUUUAAAAGAUUUGAGAUUACAGUUAAACUCUCUCUCCAUUAUUACUAAAUAUACUGAAGAAACACUAAAAAUUCAUCAUGGUACAUUAUCUAUAUAAUUUGAUCUAAAAAUACAAGUCGAGUUAUUCAAUAUUAAACAUACCCUCUAAAAAGAAGUUCAGGAUCUAGUAAAAAUGACUUUGAAGUUAAUUGAAGUAAAAUUGAAAAAUAUUAUUUAAUUUAGGAAAAGGUUUAAUGUACAUAAAAAAUUUCUAGAUUACAAAAACUUAUUUCUGAUGAAGAAAAGUAAGAAAGCUUAACUCCGGUUAGAAUUAAGAUUAAUAAAGUAGAAAGUGGGAAUCGUAGAACCUCUUUAGGUAAUUCAUUACAAGAACAAUUUGGAAUGCUUAAAAACAGUGGUAAUGGAUCCAAAUGGUUGAAUAAAUAAAAUGUCAUAUCGAAUUUUGAAAAUAAUUAAUAGACAUAAUCUAAAACUUUUACUGAAGGUGUAGGAAAGGAUUGCAUCUUUUAGAAAUGUUUAAGUGAAUCUGAGGAUGCAGGGGAUAGUGAUAAUAAAUCAGAUUCAGAGGAAGCAGUUUCUAAAGAGGUUAAGAAAAAUAUGACUAAGAAAUCACUUGAAGAAUCUUUUGAAAUGGAAGAUUUUGUAUAAUAAUCAAAAAGUAAUGUUAUUUCAUUUAAAGAUUUAAAUUAAAAUAAUAUAAUUGAUAAAUGUGAAUUUGAUAACGAGAAAGAAUAGAAAGUUAAAGGAUAUUAUAGUGAUGGUGAUUUUAAGACCACUAAAUUAGUCAAGAAUAAAUAAUUGUAAAUAAUAAAUUAUAAAAGUAUUUUAGAUUGAAUGUUACACUCCAGGAUUUUGAAUUUAUAUAAGUUUUGGGAGUUGGAGCAUUUGGAGCAGUUUGGUUGGUUUGUAAAAAAAAGACUAAAGAUUAUUAUGCAAUGAAGGUAAUAGAUUGCAGAAAUAAGAAUAUGAAUGAAAUCUAAAAUUUAAGAGCCGAAAAAAAUGUUUUUGAAAUUUUAGAAGGAGAUUUUGUAGUUAAGGCUUAUUAUUCUUUUAUCUAAGAUAAUUGUCUAUUAUUUUUGUUAGAAUAUAUGAUGGGAGGUGAUUUUAGUUAAGUUCUUUAUUAAUAUGGACGUAUUUCAGAGUCAGUAGCAAGAUUUUAUUUAUCUGAAUUACUUUUAGCAAUAGAUUCUUUACAUAGGAAGGGAAUAAUUCAUCGAGAUUUGAAACCAUAGAAUAUAUUAUUGGAUGCAUAAGGUCAUUUAAAAUUAGCAGAUUUUGGAUUAUCUGAGAUAGCAUUAGAGAGAAAGAUAAGAGAAGGGAAAGAUGGAAUAAAUUGUUCAAUAGAUCCUGAAGCAUUACCAAUGAAUGUUUCAAAAAGGAAUAUAAAGACAAAGUGCAAUAUAGAAUUUCAUUUAUAAAAGACAACAAUAAAGACUAGUAUAUAGGAUCGCACUUAAUCAGGUAAGAGGUAGAAUAGAAUAAUUGGAACUCCAGAUUAUAUUCCACCUGAGGUAAUAAGUGGUUAAUCAAUAUCGAAUUUUUCAAUAGAUUGGUGGGCAUUUGGAGUGAUAGCAUAUGAAUUUUUAGUUGGGAUACCUCCAUUUAAUGAUUCAAGUAUACCAAAAGUGUUUGAGAAUAUAAUGAAUAGAGUUAUAGAGUGGCCAGAAAUAGGUGUAGGAGAAGAUAUGAUGAGUAAAGAAGCAUAUGAUUUGAUAAAUAAAUUAUUAGAACCAUAAUAUUAUAAGAGACUUGGACAUAGAGGAGCUGAGGAAUUAAAAUGUCAUGAAUUUUUUAAUGGAAUUGAUUGGAAUAAUAUAAGAAAUGAGGAAGCUCCAAUGAUACCUAUAAGAGAUUUAGAAUAAUUAGAGGAAGAAGAGAGUAAUAUAAAGAAAAAGAAAAAUGAAGAAGUAAAAAUGAAGAAUCGAUUAUAAUCAGUAUAAGUAUCUCAUGAUGGAAAUUUGGAUGAUGUAGCAAACCUAACUAGAAUUGAUUUAUUAGCAAAGAUUAGUUAGAAAGAUGCUGAAAAUGUAAUGAAGAAAAGAUCAAUUCGGAAGACUAUUUAACAAUUUCUAUGA